AUGCACUGGUUUACGGCCGGGAUUUUCUUGACUGGAGAGCUAGCUGGUGGUGGAAUGAUUGCUUUGCCUUUGGCCGCCAGGAAUCAAGGUAAAAUACGUUAUUUUGUCGUUUGGUUGAGAAAAAUUUUAAUUUGAAGCUACAAAUUUGUUUUUCAUGACAAUAUUGAUGGAAUGACAAAGAAGGAGGUAACAGAUCUAUUAUUAUAUAUUAUGCAAAGAUUCGGCGCUUUUAUCUUUGGCUACAAAACUUAAUUUCAGGUUUUUAUUUUGGUCUAGCAUCAACCAUAAUAUUGAUGUUUAUGUGCGCCUAUACCUCGAUUAUUUUGGGCCGAACAUGGGUAAUAUUGAUGAGACAUUGGCCUAUGUAUCACCAUCAUACUAAGAAUCCAUAUGCGGAAAUUGGCAGAAGAGCUUUGGGACAUAAUAUGAGGUAAACUUUGACUUUGUUCUUAUUGGUUUAGGUAAUAUUUGAUCGGAUUGGAAUGAUAAAGCUUUUUUUUGACAUUAUUUUGGUCAAAAAAGGACCUCAAAGGAAUAAUAUUGUUUUGAUUAUUGUCUUCCGCAUUUUCUUUUCGAUAUUUUUACUCUUGCAACGCUUUAUAUUAUCAUAGAUACCUAUAUCACUUAAAACUGUCGUAUCUUACUUGAUUUUGUUCUGAUUGGUAUAAAACUUGCUGUAUUGCUGUAUAAUACUAUAGACUGAAUACAAAUUUGGCAAAUUUAAAAAGCUUUAGCAGUUAUAAUAACAUUUUCAGACGAGCAGUGGGUAUAAUAUUGAAUAAUGGAAUGUUCGGGGUUGGAGCUCUAUUUCUUGUCGUGGUAUCGAAAGGUGUCAAUGACAUGCUAAAAACGUUUUGGGCUAUCGAAUUCGAUUAUUGUUAUAUGGUACUAAUAGUCGCUUCGAUAAUAUUGCCCAGUUUUUACUUGAGAUCGCCGGAAAACCUUACGUGAGUUGGAUUUUAUUUAAUAAACUGCAGUAUUUGGGGGUUUUGUAUUGUUUUAGGUAAUUAAAAUGAAGUUUUUUUUAUUUUAGGUUUUAAACUGAUUGUUUUAGGUUUAGAGGUAAAAACGAAUUUUUAGGUAACAAAAAUCUGUAUAAAAACCUUAUUUUAGCUGGAUAAUAAACGCUGGAAGCUUGUGCACAAUAAUGGCCAUAGUUUUUGCUAUGAUUGGUAUAAUAAAAGAUGCUUGGCUUUGCGAUUUGGGCGUAAAACCGGUUGAUUAUUCAGUUUUGCGGGUCGCCGGAGGCUUUGGAACAAUGUUUUUUGCAUAUGGAGGUCAUGCUGUAUUCCCAAUUAUCCAACAUGACAUGAAGAAACCUUAUUUGUUUACCAGAAGCUCUAACAUGGCAUAUACUUGUGAGUUUUGGUGUUGUAAAGAAAGUUCUUGUCAUUUUUUGUUGUGUAAACAAAAUUCUUGUCUUUUGUAAAGUUUGUAUCAAACAUCUUAGUAAUGUAGUCAGGGCCGGGCGGGGACUUUUGGUCUGGGGGCAGGGGUCUAAAAAAUCGGCACAGUUAGCUGUGCCGAUUUUUUGCGAAUUUUUUUUCCGAAAAUCCACAGGGGGACCACGUUCAACUUUUUUCGAAAAUUUUUUUCUGGGGGGGGUGUACCCCUCCCCCCCCCCGUCCCCCCCCCCAUCUGAUAUUAUACAAUCGCGCCCGGCCCUGAAUGUAGUCAUUUUCAGUAGUAGGAUUCAUGUACAUACCGAUAGUCGUAGCUGGCAACCUGGUAUACGGCAACAAUGUUCAACCAUCUAUCAUCAAUAACAUCAACACCCCUUGGAUCCAACAAACGGUCAAUAUCCUCUUUUUCAUGCACUGUGCACUAACUGUCGUGCUGGUAAUGAAUCCAAUGAAUCAACAGGUCGAACAUUUUGGGGGAGCUCCGGCUGGUAAGGGUGUUUUGAAGUUUUAUUGUGAUUCAAAUAAUUCUGUGCUUCUUCUCAAAACAAGUCUUUGGAGUUAGGGGGCACAGAAUUAUUUUAAAAAUUUAAUAUGUUACCCGCCAAGCUAAAAAAGAUGAUUUGGCAAAACUUAGCCCACCCUAUCUAAAAAAAUUUACCCCAACCACUACCUCAUCCUUUCAGAAUUCAGUCUCCGCCGAGUCCUCUGCCGCACUGGAGUCAUGCUGGCCGCUGUGUUUGUGGCCGAAACCUUUCCUCGCUUCGGCCCAUUGAUCGACUUGAUUGGAGGAACCGCGUUCACUGCUACCUCCUUCAUCUUCCCAGUCGUAUUUUACCUUUUUGUGAACGCAAAAGAUAAGAAAAUGAGAGAAAUGGAAGAAGAGGGAGAAGAAGUGGAAUUGGAUGAGAAUGAAGAAAAAACUGUCAGUAUGGGACUCUGGGAGUAGGUUUAGUUUUUAAGUGUUUGUUUGGUUUUUAUGUGUGAAGUGUUGAUUAAUUGGUCGUAUUUUACCACUAUGAUAGGGAAAUGGUUAAAACUUUUUUUACAAAGCAGAAAAUGACAAGAACUUUUUUUACAAACAAAAUAUGGCAAAAACUUUCUUUACAAAUCAGUAAAUGGCAAGAACUUUCUUUACAUUCCAGAAAAAAAAAUUUUAUCUUUUACAGUUUAACUCGUAUUUUACAACGUUUAUGUUCGAAGCCAAGUAAUUAGUACUUAUUUUAGGGCUUGUGGAUACAUAAGUAAGCUUGACAUGGCAGUAUGCUUGUCUAUUGUUGGUAAGUGUUUCUUUGUCAUUUUUAUUGAUUUAAUUGAAGAGGAAGGCCUAAACAUCUUCCGGAAGGUUUUGGCCUACCCCGCUUAGAAUCAGUUUAAAGUUUUUAUAUGAGUUCUUUGUACUACUAAUAGUACUCAUUAAAAGUGUUUACCUCGCGCUUUUGAGUUUUAAAAUUUAUGUAUUUGAGUUUACCGCCAAUUUGGCAAUUUUGGCAUUGUGUUUCAAGCCUUUUCUUGAUUUUCCAGACAAGGUACGCUUACAAAUUUAAGAAUUUAUGUCAUUUUAAAGGUUUUCUACUAGUAUAUUAAAGAAAAAUGAUCAAAAGCCAAAAAAUAACAAUGUUGCAAGCUUUUUUUGAUCUCGAUUUUAUCGAGAUUGACUGCGCGAUUUAGUACUUUGCUGAAGAUCUUAUAUUUACAUGGUCUUAAACAUUAUCAGAGCGGGGCAGGUCGGCCACUUUCCUUGCGAGUUAUUUUAAAAUUUGAAAAUUGGGAUUCUAUUUUUGUUAAGGAUUCUUCACGAAAAUGGAAGUCGUGUUUUCAACUGAAAUUUUUAAUUUUGAGUUUGAAAUGUAAAAUACGAAAUGUUUAUUUGUGAUUGCCCAUUUAUAUAUUUUUUUGAUAUUACGUUUGAUUUUUUUGACGUUAUUUUAUUAAUUUUUUAUUGUUUUAGUUGUGGCAGUCUUGGUCUGCUUCUCAGCCACGGCUUCAGCGUUGGAAGAGCUGAGCUACUCCCAAUUCAUCACCCAAUGUUACCUUAAGUAUAUCUGGCCAUGGCCGGCAUCAGAAUCGACUAAUACUUCAAUCGCUUGUUGUGGAGAUUACAAGAACAUCUCUCCAUAUGAAGGACAAUGUUAUCGUAGCUUGAUUUGA
This is a messenger RNA of Bursaphelenchus okinawaensis, 3551 nucleotides long. The record is from the annotation of a GenBank genome assembly. NCBI's taxonomy places the organism in Eukaryota, Metazoa, Nematoda, Chromadorea, Rhabditida, Aphelenchoididae.